AGCGACGACGGCAUCAGCGGGCAAGUCUGGCCUCCUCUACCCCCUCCCCCAUCCCUCGCGCCCCUAGGAUGUACCCCACCGGGCUGUGUUUCGGGCAGCAGGGAUGGGACGCUAGGAUGGUAUACGCUUCACACCAGUUCUGGAAGAGGGGGUUAAGUGGGCCUCCUCCCCAUGAUGCCUCGUCCCCAUACAAGCGUGUCCGCCCCUCGUCCCCCCACCACAUACAGCGUGGGGGGCCCAGCAGCACCCAGGGAGCGUAUGCCUACCCCCAGGAACAGUCAGCACCCCGAUACGCUGGGAUGGGAUCAGGUACACACCCUUACCCUGGGAUCUACAGAACAGACCCUUAUGCCCAGGCUGAACAACAUCGUGAGUUUCGAGACCGGAUGCGAGAAGCAGAGUACCUUGGUAAACGCCGCCCCACCUUACUGCCGGAGUACCAUGCGCAACCUGCUGUUUCGGCCGCCGAGAGGGACAGGGGCUCGGAUCACUACUCCCACUACAACCAGGAGGGUGUGACCGUGAUUCCAUCAGCAGCAGCCGCGGCAGCAGCUCUUAGUGGCCACCAGCCCGUGGAUGUCAGUACACCACCAGGUCCCAAGCGGCCCCGACUGACUGACCGCCAUGAUCUCACGCACCCUCUGCACAUCGACAUCCGGGGGGAGACAGAAGUCAAAAGGGAGCCGACAUACAACCCCCAAGUGGAGGCCAUCUCUCCAACGCUUCCCCCCGAAGAUUCGGCCAGCAAGACCUUCAAGGAAGAACUACUGCAAGGAAUAUCCAGAGUGGACCGGGAAAUCACAAAGGUGGAACAGAAUAUCAUGAAACUCAAAAAGAAAAAGCAAGCCCUAGAGGAAGAAACGUCAAAACCCAAGAAGGAGAAGCCUGUCACACCAGAGUUGGCCAUGCCCGAGACAAAACACCAGAGCAUAGCUCAAAUCAUCUAUGCUGAAAACAGGAAAAAGGCAGAGGAGGCACACAAGACGUUAGAGAAACUGGGGCCCAAAGUUGAGCUGCCACUGUACCACCAGCCCUCGGACACUACCAUCUACCACGAGAACAAGAAGAAGUUCCAGGUGUUCAAGAAGCGGUUGAUCCUUCACUUGAAGAAGAGGAACCAGGCCAGGAAGAUACGGGAGCGAUACCUGACAGAGAGAUAUGACCAGCUGAUGCAGAGAUGGCUGAAGAAGAUGGAGAGACUGGAGAAUAAUGCCAAGAGAAAAGCAAAAGAUGCCAAAAUGAGAGAAUUUUAUGAGAAGAUAUUUCCCGAAAUCAAGAAGUCUCGGGAGGACAAAGAGAGGUUUGCCAGUAGGGUGGGUGCCAGAAGCAGUAUCGCAUAUGCACGGAGCGAGGCUGAGCUCGAACAGAUCAUGGACGGAUUACAUGAACAGGAGGAGGAAGAUAAGAAGAUGCGCAGCUACGCCGUCGUGCCGCCAAUGAUGCUAGACGCUCGACAGCGGAAGUUCCGAUUCAUCAACAACAAUGGGCUGAUCGAGGACCCUAUGGGAGACUAUAAGGAGAAACAAAUCGUCAACAAGUGGACGGAACAUGAGAAACAAGUUUUCAAAGAAAAAUACCUCCAGCAUCCAAAGAACUUUGGCCUUAUCGCACAGUAUCUUCCAAGAAAGACUGUGGCAGAAUGUGUUCAUUUUUACUAUCUCACAAAGAAAAGUGAUAACUAUAAGCAGUUGCUACGGAAACAGAACAUGAAAAGAAAACGUUCUUUACAGAAGUCACAGCAACAACAGUCACUGCAGCCAAAGGAAGAGUCCCAGCAACGCCAAGAUGAUGGUGAUGAAAGCACCAAAUAUGUCACGCUCAGUGCUAAGAAGGAAGAAGAAAAGGAGGCAGAGGAAGAAUCAUCUGAUGAUGAGGUUACCGUGGCAACUACAGAGGGUGAAGGAGGGGUUCAUCAGUGUGCAGUAUGCAAGGUCCAGCUGGAACACUUCGGGAUGAGUCGACCCCUUACCCGCAGCAACUGUGAGAAUUAUGGGAUGUUAGAAAGCGAGGUGAAGCCCGAGAUGCGAGUGUGCAGCAGCUGCCGAUGUCGCUCUGUCCGACGCAGAUACACACAAUGCCCUGUGCCUACAUGCAAGACGCCUAAACGUAAAGUGAAGCGCCUGCGCCCCCUGCCGGCUAAAUGGAGCGAACUGACUGCUGAAGUGAAGGAGCCCAUUAUUAAGGAAAUGCAACUGACAGAUGAGAUAAGCAAGUGUUGUUCUGCCUGCUUCAAUCGGAUAGCUCGUAAACUCGGUACCAACCCACACACAAAUGAGCCUAUAGUAGCACUGGUCCCAGAAAACUUGGACGUGACUAUCUCCGUUGUAGAAGUUGUAGAGACCUCGCGGUGGACGGAGGAGGAGAUGGAGGUGGCCAAGAACGGUCUGAGGGAACACGGCCGAGACUGGUCUGCGAUAGCUGGCAUGGUCGGGACCAAGACAGAGGCUCAGUGCAAGAACUUUUACUUCAACUACAAGAAGAAAUUCAACCUGGAGGCCAUUCUCCAAGAACAUAAGGACAAGGCUGACAAGCGAACAACGUCUAUCUCCGAAAGUGUGGCAUCGACAGUAACAGCAGCCUCGGAUGCCGAGAUGAUGUCCAGCGAUGAGGACAAUGGUGCAGAUGAUGACUCCGACACUGCCAGCGCCCCCAGUCCCACAACAUUGCCCAUCGACGAAGGUGAGGAUUCUAUUCCGAAGAUUGAUCCCAUCCAGCCCCCGAGGGAGACUGAAAUGGACCCCCCAGGACCCAGUCUCGGCCUGACACAGGAGAAUCUGUCCCGCAACAAGACGCUGAGUGCAAGCCAGGGCAGCCUACGAAGCAUCCCCGACAACGACAGCAGUGCCACAAUGAGUGCUGAUGAGGGCCCAGGGCCUGGACCUGGGGCAGGGGCUAUCUCACACCACUCCCACUCAGAACCACCCCCACAUGUUGCCCCACCUCCACCCCCAAGGCCAGUCAGCCAGCCAACUGCAGAAACUAACGACCUGAAGUCACAGAGUCCACGACCACGCUCAAACACAGGCACCCCCAUCAGUCAGCCUCCUUCCAUCUCCCUGAGUGCCAGCCCAAUCCCUGCCCCUAGAGAACAACCACAACACUCCACACCCACGCCGGGGGCAAACCUCCGCCCAGAGGGACAUCCUGGUCAGAGAGAUCCCAACGUUAUUGAUUUCUCCAAUAUCAACAAAUCAGUUUCUCCAUUCCCGAGUCAUCUGAUGGCUCCGGACAUCCGUCUCUCUCCCCGUCCCCCCAGCACACACUCUGAAGGGAGCCGCAGCGCCAUCUCACCUCACCCUCAGCAGUUUAUCAUGGAUAAGAAACCAAUGAAGCCAGCGUGUGUCCGAGACUUGAUCCACUCCGCCAUCGAGAGGAACCUUGGGCAGCCCAGUGAGAGAUACUCCGACCAAAUGCAGGACAGAAGCAGACCGCCAUCUUCAGACCCAAACCAAAGACCUCCUGGUGGGCCUAUGGCAAACUCUGGGAUGCCCCAGGACCUGCGCAAGGAGAAGCGCGAGCCAAUCAUGCCCCCGAUGCAGGGUGAAUCACGCCCCAUGCCCCCAUACGGCAUGGCCAGGCACAUGGAGAGGGAAGGGCCACAUGACCAUAGGGACUCCAAGGAUGCUACAGACUUGUCAAGGAGGCCUCUCGACUUCACGGACAAGGGACCUCAUGGCUAUAAAGGAGACCCUCGUGACUUCGAUCCCCACAGACAACGCACAUACGACUCCUACACACGAGCAAUUGAAAGGGUCCCCAGUCAGAUGGUGGUGCCUCCACCUGCCCAUUCGCACCACGGCACUCCUGUGCACCAAUCGGAUGCAAGUCGAGGAAGACAGCCAGAAAUGAGAGACAAAUCCCCAUCUUUGUAUCCUCCUGAACAUGGCCGGUCGUUGUCCCCGGCAGUAAGAGGUGGCAUUCCCCCACAGUGCAGUUCCCCUUAUGGACCUGAAUCUGUGAGAUCACCAGCUUCCAGAAUCCCACCACCUCCACCGCUGAUUAACAACUCUGCCAAGACCUCCCCCAAACUGACCCGCUCUCCCCCAGGGGGGCCUCAUAUGAUGAUACCCCCUGGCUCCAUCACCCACGGCACGCCGGUCAGUCACCACUCCACCCCGUCCCCUGUGGGUCACCCUAUGACCACUAGCCCUAUCGGAAGGAGGAUGGAAGGAGUAGCACGGCAGCCCACUCCACCCUCUGCAACACAACGAAUGGAAGGGUCGAUCACUAAAGGUACCCCCAUGAACCGUGAAGGGGGUGUCGGGAGGGGGAUGCCACCCGAGGGGAUGCCGAGGAUGCCAGGGAUGAUUGACCCGGCCGCUAUGGGCAGGGGCCAUCCCAUGUAUGAGGGUCCCUACAGACCCCCAGUGCCUGGAGGCUAUGAAAGAGGGGAGGUACCCAAGGCUCAGUACUACCCAUAUCAAUAUGCUGAGCAGCCCAACUACAGUAGUUCCAAGCAAACAAUCAUGAGUGACUUUUUGACAGCUAAGCAGAUGCCUCGAAGGUCACCCGCCGCUCAGGAAAAAGAUGGACGUUUGUCUCCAAGAGGAAGAGAAAAUGCACCAAGAAACUUCCCUGGCAAUGUUGAUCCUAGAAGCAUGGAUCCAAGAUCCAUGCAGGCUAUGGUUCCUGUCCACACACAACAAGGAGUUGUUUAUGUUAAUCCAGCUCAGAUUCCGGUUUCCACUGCUGACAGAGUUCAAGGCAAGACUUCACCCUUACCUCCUCGAGCAACACCAUCCCCGAGGGAUGAGAAGGGAAUGUGGGGCCGCCCCCACGGACACCACAACCCCACCUCCACAGCAUCCACACUUCCUCUGGAUCAGCACCACCCACAGAGACCUAGUAUUGUCAUGGGCACCGGCAAGCCACCCCACAUGGCGGAGAUGAUGUCAGCCCGAAUGGAGCAGCAGAGUAGCGGCCCCGACAGCACUAGUGUCCAGCGACAGGCCAUGUCUCCCAGACAAGCAGAGCAGCGGCAUGCCGAGGCACAGAUGUCGCACACGAUGUUGAUGGUGAGAGACCCAAACAGCCGACCUCGUCUUUCCCCAAGUCAACAGAUGCAGUAUCGGUACCCAGACCAGCAGAAGGAGGAGAGGAUGGGCAUGUCGGGCCCGUGGAACCAGCUCCAGCAGCGGGAAGAGCAUGGCCAGAAACCCCGGCCAUAUGACGCCCGACAGAUGCCAGAGCAUGCACGGAGAGAGCAUGAGAGGAUGCCUGAGGCACAGAUGUAUCCAAGAGAUGGACGCAUGGUUCAUGAACCUGGUAUGAUGUAUGCUAAACAAGACGUCCGCGAUGUGCGGGAGGUACGCGAUGUCCGGGACGUACGGGACAUGAGGGAUGUCAGGGACAGAGAUGAACCAAUGUAUGUAGACAGAGAGCCCAGACAGCCUGAAGUACAGUCAUCGUCAGAUUCCACUCCUCAAAGACAAAUGACAGAUCCAAACUACAUCCGUCAAAUGACGGGGGACCUGCCAGGAUCUGCUAUGAUCCUGUCGGCCUUCCAGAAAGACUCAGCGGUGGCCCACACGGUCACCCAGCCGACAUCUACCAGCACUGCUGCAAGAAGUCUGACGGCAGCUACACUGAUUGAUGCUAUCAUCACCCAUGAGAUCCAUCAUGCAAAUCCGGAAGAGAAAAAGAACGAGCGUAGACCAGCUGCGGGUACAACACCGCCGAUGAGCCGACAGUCAGAGAUGAAUAAACCACCUCAGAGUAUGGACACAUCAGAUCCUGGUCUUCAAGGACCGUACAAGCCACCUCGCAAGUACCACAGUGAUCCCCAAGCACAGUCCCGAUCUGAGAUGGAAGCAGAAAGACAAGGGUUGGCUCAUUCAGGGCAACAGAUUAUUUCAGCCAUGGCCGGGAGACAGAUGGAAAGGGAGGGGAAUGGUCCUCAUAUUGGCCAUAUCCCUGGCCCCAAUGCAUUACGUCAGUUCCAUGCAGCACAGCAGGCAAAUCAGCAGUACGCUCAAGCACAAGCUCAGGCCCAGGCCCAGGCCCAGGCUCAGGCACAAGCUCAGGCCCAAGCUCAAGCUCAGGCUCAGAUUCAAGCUCAGGCUCAGGCUCAAGCUCAGGCUCAGGCUCUUCAGUUCAGUCAAAGUCAGAGUCAGAUGCAGCAUCAACAGCAUCAAGGUCAAGGUCAAGGUCAUCCUGGACCUCCCCACACUCAGGGUCAUGGACUUGCUUCUUCACAGUCUCAAGGUCAUGGUCAAACCAGUCAUUCUGGAGGUCAGGGUUCAGGAUCUUCUUCGUCCAAGGCCAUUACACUCGGGGAACACAUCGAUGCAAUCAUUAUCAAUGACUACCACAGCAAAAGGUCAGGCCAGAACAAAGGUGCGAGUCUUCUCAGCCAAAUCAACAGUAGUGGAACAAAAGGACAACCAGUCACCUCCACCCCAUCUUUGAUCGCCGAGCCACACCCGUCUUUAAUGACCAGCCUGACGCCCCCAGUUUCUCGGACAUCCCCAUCCGAGGUGGGGUCCUCGUCGGACCCCCAGCGCCCCCGAAGUUACUCUGCAAGCACCCCCAACUAUGAACAGGUCUACCACGCCAAGUGGAAGAAGAGGGUACAGCAACAGCAGGAAAUCGAAGCCUCUAGCCACCAGGAGUCUCUGUCCUCGUCUUCAAUGCCGUGUCCCUCCCCUCACUCGGGGGUAGAGAGUGAGGGCCUGAGGGUGCCCAGCAAACACAACAGUCCCCAGGGCAUGGAGCGGGGUGGGCUCCACGCCGACCAGUCCCGCUCCCCCCAGCCUCCUCCCUCCUCACUGCCCGGCCAGCCUCACCUGGACAGCGUCGUCAUAGAGCCUGUCUCUCCCACCCCAGGCCACCACCCCCACCACCAGCCAGCCGACAGCAGUGGCCAGGGCCCCACUACGUCCGAGACUACACCCGCUACUAAAGCUAAGCCAGAGUUCAACAUCAACACCUUGGACUUUAUUAUGAGGAGGAGAAUAGAGAAAGCGUUAAUGGAGGAACCUAGCCCCAGUCAGUCGGAGCAGCAGAUAGAGUCCUCCGUGCCAUCACUUUCUCAGCCUCGCCUAGGUCAGCAGCAGCAGCAUGCUGCCGAGUCUUCAGUGUCACCCUCGCUUGCCGCUUCUCGGCUUGUGACACAGCAACAGCAGCAGAUGCCACCCAGCCAGCCUCUGCCUUCAAACCGCCAACUGCUUCAGCUUCCAGACACUCGACAAGAUGCACGCCAGCAACCAGGAGAUAGUCGACUAGGUCAUCAGGACAGUAGGUCUUCGGACUCCCAACCCGGUCCACCUGAUGGAAGGACUUCUCAACAGCAGCAGGAAGCUUUCCCCAGCAGCUCAUCUCAAGUUGAUCCGUCAUCUGCCCAAGCUCAGGAAUCAGAUGAUCGUCACAUGCCUGGGAUCCGACCAAUGGUGGCUGUUUCGGCAGCAGCAGAAUCCUCGGAGGCUAGCCAUGUAAGUGCGGCCACCCCACACUAUCAACAGCCCAAGAAGCGUGGCAUGACAAGGCCUCAGGGCAAAUUUGCUGCUCCAACCAGAGAUCUGCCUCGCCCUUCAUCUGCUGCAGAUAUGCAAAAAGCGACAUCUUCAGGGAAGAAAAACAAGUCCUCAGAAUACGAUUUUCCCGAUAGUCCUGAAGAGGAGGGAAUCAGGAAAACCCCAAGUAGCUAUAUGGCUUUAUCAAGUUCUCUGUCACGGAGUCCGAGGCGGGGGCACGUGGACAGCUCCGAGAGCCGCUCAGAUGGCAGCAGCAAAGGUGAGGGAAACAUUGGCAGUUCCGUUGAUGAGGGGGCGAGCGGAGAUGGAGAUAAGGUGACAUCGCAAAGCAAGGACCCAAAUGAGGCUCAAGGUUACGCAAGCUUCCUUGUUGGGCAGCAGGUUUCGGAUAGCUCCCAUUUGGGGAUGGAACCCGAGUCGCGGAACUUUCCACGCAGCAGAUUCGGAGGGCGAGCGGAGAGUGGAGAAGCUGAUGAAAGUUCCAACAUCUCUCACCCGAGUAUCGACAGCACACACUCUGACCACAUGGUCAUUGAUGAAUCCGACAUCGGCAGCUCCACGGGUGCAGACGUCUCCUCAGGUGGUCCGAUGGUGGACAGACCUCGGUCUGCCAAGAGCUCCCCUCGUGUUCAUGACAACAGUCCUCAGUGUAGCACAGAUGUUUCUUACGAGGCAGCAGACAAUACAAGCCAGAGCCGAGGGGGGUCGGACAAUCUCCCUUCCAUGUCCUAUGUUCAGCGAUCUCGCAGUCCACGAGCAGUGGAGUCCAGCUUCAUGGGAGUGGACGUCAACAACCGACCGCACUCGAGCUCCGACCUGCCAACAAGCAUGGCGUCCGUUAUCCCUGGGUCAGGGGACGUCAGUAGCUAUUCCUACUCCAACCCUGCUCAACCUGUUGUGUCUAGCAUGAUCGUGGAGGCCGAGCAUGCCGUCAUCUCCCGUGACCAGGAACCCAUGCCCUUAUACUCAGCUCAGUACGAAAUGCUCUCAGAUGAUGAUGACUAGUCCAGACACGCUAGUUUUAACACAAAAGUCACGUCAUUUGUGUAUGUACGCAUUACAAGCUUCUCAAACUGGGUGAUGUAAAAAGGGAUUUUUCUUCAUCGAUUUUUUGAAUGUUUAAUAAGAGAUGAAAUUUUGCAUAAGGACAAUAUGUGUGUUGACAUAUCACUCCACAAACUGCCAUAUGACUCAACUCGUUGUCGCAGUCCGAUGUACAUGUCAGUGGAAACUUGUUUUGUAUUUCAGUAUGUACUAGAGCAUGUGUCAAGGGAUGAAGGGGAAGAAAACAGUUCCCCAUGGCCAUCAACAUGCCUCUAUCUUGUCUCAUUCAUCUGCUUGUAUUCUUUCAAACACUGUGUUCGAGAUUUUGUUGAAUGUACAAUGUUAAGCUUAGUUCCAUUCUUCUUGAUAGUGUCAUCAUGGUGCAUCAGCAGAUCCAGGUCUGUUGAAUUCACAAAGGACACCCAGUUUAUACUUGAUCAUUGUAGACUAUUCAGUAUGGUUUUCCAUGUCAGUCAAGCGAUAUGGUAUCUCCGAUUUGUCAUCCGUUCGUAGAUUCAGUUUUAUAUUGGAUAAUUCACUGCUGAAUGGCAGAAGUACUUAAUUUUGGGAAGACAUUUAAUCAUUGAUGAGUAGUGUUCACCCAAACUACUGAAGGGUGUGAAUUACAUUUCGUUAAUUUUACAAAAUACUAAUUUUUUGUGUGACUAGAAUAUUUAGAAAUACAGUAGGAUGAACGUAAGCUAAGCUAUGGGUAAAAGUCUGAUUAUGUAACACGAUCACUUAAGUACUCAUAGUAUUAUUAUUAUAUAUUUUAGAGACAAUGAUGACAGUUUGAUGGGUCUAUUGAUUGUUGCAGUAAACAGUUGACUUUCUUUUUAUUGUCCGUCAUAUAGCUGGAAUAUUGCUGAGUGCGGCGUUAAGCAACUGACAAAUCUUGGGUACUUGGGUACAACUUGUGUUAAUGAUUUUAUGUGUCUCAAGUGCUUCACAGAGUUUGUAGGGAUGAACUAUUAACAUGAAUGGAUGGUGACCUGUGAGAGAUGAGUGUAAUGUUGAUGUAGUGGGUGGUGAGUGUAUGUGUGUGCCUGUGUUGGAGAGAUUGUGUGUUAUUUGGUGUCAUAUGUCAAUGUCGUGUUCCAUGUUGGUGUGGUGUGUCCGUGUGUCGGUGAGAGGAAAAGAGGAUGUGUGUGUUGGGAGGGGGGAGGCGACUGAUAAAUAUAAUACUCAACAUUUGAUAGGGAUAUUUUGAGUGUCCAGGAGGAAGGUAAAUCUGACCGGUUAUUUGGAGAUCUCAUACAAACAGGAUGCAAUUUGGACAAGAAACUGACAUGAAGCUUCAUUUCAAGCAAUAUUAAAUAAAACAUUAAUUAAACAUUUAAAUAUGUUGUCUCCCGACCUUCAAAAGUGUGAGCUGGCCCAUUAUCCUUAUCAAGAGUUGAGUAUUAUAUGUGGGCGCCAUGCCUGAGCUUUGGGUGGGUGGAUGUUUGUGCGGUGUACAUGUUUGCAUACAAUGUCGGGAUGUCGUGCCAGCUCCCUGUGGCUCGGUGUCUGGUGAAUGGUUCAUACAUCCCUGCAGAUCUUGUACUGAGGAUGAGCUGCAGAUUGGCUCAUGUGGAUGUACCUCACUGUUAACAUUAUCUUGUUAUUCAUAUAAAAAAACAAAUCAA
Messenger RNA from Haliotis rufescens (red abalone), 10144 nucleotides. Its product is annotated as nuclear receptor corepressor 1-like. The record is from RefSeq and is a predicted model, not a curated record. Bases 69 to 8477 code for a protein of 2802 amino acids. Gene Ontology annotation, biological process: regulation of transcription by RNA polymerase II. Lineage: Eukaryota; Metazoa; Mollusca; Gastropoda; Lepetellida; Haliotidae. The transcript has 28 exons.